This is a messenger RNA of Lodderomyces oxycetoniae, 597 nucleotides long. RefSeq names its product succinate dehydrogenase cytochrome b subunit SDH3. Lineage: Eukaryota; Fungi; Ascomycota; Pichiomycetes; Serinales; Debaryomycetaceae. Gene Ontology annotation, molecular function: oxidoreductase activity, acting on the CH-CH group of donors; electron transfer activity. Gene Ontology annotation, cellular component: membrane. Gene Ontology annotation, biological process: tricarboxylic acid cycle; mitochondrial electron transport, succinate to ubiquinone. The coding region runs from base 1 to 597 and encodes 198 amino acids. The record is from RefSeq and is a predicted model, not a curated record. The transcript has a single exon.
AUGAUGAUAUCGCGUGUGGGUUUGCUAAACAAGCAGACUAUUGGCUUGGUAUCGAGAAAUGCGUUAAAUUUGUCAAGACCUAAAAGUAUAGCUUCAAUAUCAUUGAUAAAUAGAUCAUUACUAUUUCAGACAGCUACUGUUUUGUCUAGGAGAUCUAUAUCAACCGUGAAAACAACAUCGGAUGAAGAACAAGAGGCACUUGUAGCUCAGCGCAGAAAUAGACCUGUAUCACCACAUUUGCAAAUUUAUCAACCACAAUUAACAUGGAUCAUGUCUAGUUUCCAUAGAAUUACCGGUGUCGCAAUGGCUGGCGCUUUCUACGCCUUGACAUGCACUUUUGCCGCUACUUCAAUACUUGGAAUUCCAUUCGACACAAACACUUUGGUCUCUGCUUUUACAAGUUUACCUGUUUUUUUGCAGUAUAGCAUUAAAGCUGUUUGUGCUUACCCAUUUAUUUAUCAUUUCGGUAAUGGAUUAAGACACCUUAUUUGGGAUUUCGGUAAAGAGUUGACUAUUCCUGGUGUUUACAGAACCGGUUAUACCGUGUUGGGUGCAACAGCUAUAAUUGGUACCUAUUUGGCCUUCUUCUGGAACUAA